This is a messenger RNA of Physcomitrium patens, 1683 nucleotides long. RefSeq lists its product as uncharacterized. NCBI's taxonomy places the organism in Eukaryota, Viridiplantae, Streptophyta, Bryopsida, Funariales, Funariaceae. The record is from RefSeq and is a predicted model, not a curated record.
CAAGCCUCUGUCUACGACGAUCUUCCCAAAAGGUCGCUAUCCACUUGCGAUUGCCGUGUUCGUUAAUCCGGCAUUCAUCCAGGGUUCGUCUCUUUAGAAUGCUCUUGUAGGGCCGCUCUGUUUGCUUAGGUCGAGAGCUUCGCUACCUUCGUUUUGAUGUUGCUUUCCUCGGAUCCCCCGCGACGCACUCGGAGCUGAUCGUGCCCCGCGAUCCGCUCUUCAAUCUCACUGGCCUCUAUUUAAUCAUCACUUGCGUAUGCAGGAGGGUCAAAGCCCUCUGCUUGAGCACCCGGAGUCUACUUUGAAGGGAGUAGAGUCUGAAGCAGAGAGGGUCACUGUGCCGUCCCAGGCUGCAGGCUACAGAGGAAAUACUCUGUGGUGGAGUUGGUGUAAUUGCCGAUCUUCUUAAUUUGUCGACACUUUUCAGCCAGAGAGAGAGAGAGAGGCUGGGAGUUUUCUUCGUGGAAGAAUAUUUGGAAUUUUGCAGGAGCUGUUGUAGAUCAGCAGUAAUCUGCAAAUUUUCGGAACGGUGGGAGCAGCUGGAGGCCGGAGUUUACGAGGUCGUUGGCAAGCGGUCUAGGAAGGGUGCUUAUCCCCUCAUUGUGUCAUUAUCAAUCGAGCAAGAAUGGCUCUCAAGGCGAACAUGACACCCCAGCUUGCGGUCUUCGCUUCUCUUCCCUCUACAUUGAUUUCUUCGGGGAGCCGAUCCAUGAAGAUGAUGCCAUUGGGAGGCUUGAGGAAGCCAUUGCGGUGCACACGGCGUCGGAGGGCUGGUAUAGCGAGAGCAUCUGACAUGGCUGAGCCCGAGUCAGCUGGAGCUGGUGGCUCUAAUGUAGUGGACUCCAACAUGAUGGUCCUGCGCAAGCGCAUCCAGCACAUCCGCAUCCAAGAGUCGAUCUACGACACGCCCGCGGACUGGUCGGAGUGGGAGCGCAAUGCAUACUCCAGCUACCGUGCCGACGUCUGCCUCUUGCUCAGCACUAUGCAAAGCCAGCUGCUGACGAUGCGCCCGGGCAUGGCCCUGUCCAUCGUAUCAAUCCUCAUGGCUGUCCUUCCUGUCAUGUCCAUCUUAUUCGUCUCCGCUGUGGGCACGCAGCUGUGGUCACUCCACUGCUCUUUGCUAGAAUUGGGCGCUACGCUUCACCAACUGAACUGACAUACUAACCUUCUGUAAUUCAUCUAUACAUGGAGAGUAGGGACCGUCACCCAUCACUUGUUUAUAAGACUCCCUUCUGUCUCUCAUACUUAUCAAAUCUAUUUUAGAGUAGUACCCUGAGCGAAGUUUCCAGGGGUAGCAGAUUGUGACGAAUGACACUUUGAGAGGACACCAAUUGGUGUCGAGGUGGGUGUAUAUUUAUAUAUUAAUUCGGACGAGCACGGAUGUGUCUGAAUAUGCCCCUGCAGAGGGCACCAGCGUCUGCAGGUGUGUAGUAUGUAAGCAUCGGUCACUGGGGCUCACGAGAUGAUCGAAGACACCGCAUUACAGAUGACUUCGGCGGUUUGUCUGCGGGAGCUUCGUAUCUUGUCAGAACUCCUGAGAUGCACAAAUUUGACGUAGAAUCAUAGAGGAAAUAGAAUAGGGAGCUCCCGUGAAAUCAUGCACAUGCAAUGCUGGGAAGUUAUAACCACCCAUCACUUACUUGAUAUCUAGCCUACCUAUGAGGGACCAAGGCGUGUUUGCAU